UCCUGGUCUUGGGAGGACAGCGGGAUGGAGGACCGGGAGUUGACAGUGUGCCUUCUCGUCAUCCUGGCAUUAGGAUGGAGCUCCGCUCAGACUCAGACCAACGCCACGGAUUUAAGGCCGGUCUUCCUCUGCGGAGGCCACCUGGUCACAGACUCCGGCAUCGUGGCGAGCGAAGGCUUCCCCAGUCACUACAAACCCAACAGCAAAUGCACCUGGUACAUCACUGUCCCCGAGGGCCACGUGGUCAUGUUGUCCUUCCGCCUCUUUGACCUGGAGGCCGACCCCACCUGUCGCUACGACUACCUGGACGUCUACAACGGCCACACCCGCCUGGUGCAGAAGCUGGGCCGCUUCUGCGGGACGUUCCGGCCCGGCGCCCUCAUCUCCACCUCCAACACCAUGAUGCUGGAGAUGGUGUCAGACGAGGCCACCGGGGGGCGGGGCUUCCUGGCCUCCUUCAACGCCGGGAAGCCGCACAUGGAGGAGAAUCAGUUCUGUGGAGGGCGGCUGACCAAAUCUCAGGGCUCCGUCCGGACGCCCAACUGGCCAAACUCCAACUACCCAGCAGGUAUCAGCUGCUCCUGGCACAUCUCCGUAGAGCCAAGCAAUGUGAUCGAGGUGAACUUUCAGAAGCUGGACCUGGAGCCCGAUACGUACUGUCGAUAUGACUAUGUGGCGUUGUUUAAUGGGGGAGAGACCGACGACUCAAGGAGGAUCGGGAAAUUCUGCGGCGACAGAGCACCAGGAACUAUUGUGACGAAUGGCAAUGAGCUCCUGGUCCAGUUUGUGUCCGACCUCAGCGUGACCUCAGAUGGAUUCAUGGCCUUCUACUCCAGCGUCCCCCGGGGGUCUCGAAGGCCCACUGCAGGAGGAGAUUUCAUCCACAGUCCUCAGACCACGUCCACGCCACAGAAAAUCAAGCCCAGCAAACCCAUCAAACCAACCCCGAAACCAAAUCCUAAACCCAGACCGGGCCUGGUGUCUAAACCCACGCCAAAGCCUCCCAAGAAACCGCUGGUCAAGAAGCCGCUUGUGAAGAAACCUCCGCUCCGUAAACCCACCGGCAAGCCUGUAGUCAAAGCCACGCCUAAACCCAAACCAGCCAAACCCACGCCCAAGCUACCUGUGAGGAAGCCCACACCUAAACCUAAACCUACACCCAAGCCUAAACCUACCCUGAAACCAAAACCGACACCCAAACCAAAACCGACCCCCAAAGCCAAGGUUAUCAAGCCGACACUCAAACCAAGCAUCAAGGUUAAACCCACUCAAAAACCUGCACUGAAGACCAAACCCACCAGAAAACCUGUCAUCAAGCCAGUAAAGCCAACACCUCGAGGCGGAGUUAAACCGACAGCCAAACCUAAACAAAAGCCAAAACCAUCACCGAAACCAGGACCGAGCAAGACGGUAACCAGGAAGCCUGCAGUGAGCAAGAAACCUUUGCCACUGAACCCACUGUGUACACAACCCUGUAAGAGGGAAGGAACUCUUCAAACAAGCUUCUGCCCCCAUGACUUUGUGAUCACCGGUAAAGUUACAUCCGUGACUCCCGGACCAAGAGGCUCAGCAACUAUCGAAGUGUUCCUGAUUAAGGCCUACAAAGCCGGACGCCUCAACAUCACCAGAUCGGGACCCGUCAUGUCGGUCACGCUGAGCUCCGCCUGCAAGAGAUGCCCCGCGGUGGUUAAAGGACUGAACUACGUGAUGAUGGGUAAAGUUGACGCAGAGGGUAACGGCCAGCUCAGCCCCUCCAGCUUCACUCUCCUCUAUAAGCCCGUCCACGCCAAAGCACUGGCAGCCCUCGCCCGCAAAUCCUGCUGACAUAUGUGAUUUCACCAUUUCACCCUAACACUUUAAAAAGAUAACUUCACACACACCAUAAAGUUGUUCCAAGCACUAACCAGCUCUUUUUUAUUUUCAACCAUCGUUUGUGAAGUUAUAUUCUAAUCACACAUGAAUAAAUAUCACAUUUUGUAUUUUGUAUGUAAAUUAUAUGGUUAUAUAUUUCUGUGUUAUAGGAUGCAUAAUAAACACAGUUGUUG
This is a messenger RNA of Salarias fasciatus (jewelled blenny), 2045 nucleotides long. RefSeq names its product procollagen C-endopeptidase enhancer 2-like. Lineage: Eukaryota; Metazoa; Chordata; Actinopteri; Blenniiformes; Blenniidae. The record is from RefSeq and is a predicted model, not a curated record. Gene Ontology annotation, biological process: proteolysis. The coding region runs from base 25 to 1824 and encodes 599 amino acids. Gene Ontology annotation, molecular function: peptidase activator activity; protein binding; collagen binding. The transcript is spliced from 9 exons.